Messenger RNA from Cyclopterus lumpus (lumpfish), 5585 nucleotides. It is a transcript of the gene focad, whose product is annotated as focadhesin. The coding region runs from base 126 to 5549 and encodes 1807 amino acids. The transcript has 44 exons. The record is from RefSeq and is a predicted model, not a curated record. Gene Ontology annotation, biological process: regulation of post-transcriptional gene silencing. Lineage: Eukaryota; Metazoa; Chordata; Actinopteri; Perciformes; Cyclopteridae.
CGGAAAGAGCCAAUAAGAGAACAGCAGCCACACGGGCUUCCAAUUGGCAUGGGUGCGACUAUCCUGUAUUUAUGUUGCCUUCAAGUCCCAAGGGAAAACUUGCAAAACAGGCUUGACCCACAGAUAUGACGGAGAGUUUGAAGAUCCGCUUUGACUUCGCCAGCCCCGUCAUACGAGCCCAGGCGGUGAGACAUCUUGUAGCUGCGGUGCUCAAAGAGAUCGGAGUGAAUGGGCAAAUCACACAGUCCUCCACCCAGGGCCCGGCGCUGGAGGCCCUGUGGCAGCAGUGCUGCAGCGACUGUGCCCUGGUGCGGUCGGCCUGCUGCGACGCCCUCGUGCUGCUGGUGGACCAAGGUCACGCAGACCUGCACUACGUCCUCAACAGUGUCCUCAACCUCCUGCCCUCGGCCAGAAAUGUCCAGGGGCUGAUGAAGGUCAUCGGACGGCUGCUCCAGAUGCAGGCCGACCGGAGAGACGGAGACGUGUUCUUCACCUGCCCUUACUCCAUCAGGAGCAGCCCUCACCCAUUCAUCACCGCGCUGGAGAACCGCGUGGACUGCUGGGCCACUCUGCUGCUGGAGAUUGAUGACUUCAUCGGGCAGGCUGCUGACAGAAGUGAACCAGCCUAUGUCACCAUGCUGGCCCCCUUCCUGCGGUACCUGUACUGUGAGCCUCAGAGGCAACCCCAGCACGCCCUCCUUCGGCACAGACUCCUCAGGGUGCUGGUGCCCAGACACCCGGGGGCUGGAUCCAUCCUUCAGGACCAGGAACACACCUCCCCAGUCUCUGACAGCCUGCUGCGCUGCCUCUGUGAGCUGGUGCCACACAUGCAGGUGGACAGCGUGGAGGCCGUGCUGGAGCUGUGUGGGUUCGCCGACGCUCUGCUUGAGGGUCUCGACCCGGCCCGCGAGGAGCGCUGGAGGGCCGAGAGAGGCGGGCUGCUUCUGCAGCUGCUGUGCGCCUGCCAGCGCUGCCUGGAGUUAAACGCAGACUGCCGCCCUCUUCUCGGCGUGCUGCGGCGGCUGCUGCCUGCCGGCCAACAGGCGCUGCCAUUGGACGAGCUGCUGAUGGGCGUGGCCAUACUCCUGUUAGAGGUCCCUGCAGCGCAGCAGACCAGCCUGCUCAGUCUGGCUCUGAGUUUAGUCCCUGAGCGGGCCGAGCUGGCGCCCUGGUUGAGCCCAGUCCUGGUUCUUCCUGUGCUGCAGCUGCUGUCCUGCUCGGAGCUCACAGAGCCGCUGGCCGACCGGCGGACGCACAGCCUCAACCAGGACCUGGCCCACCGGCUGCUCCUCCGCAUCAGCAGAGAGACGGAGAAACCCAGACAGUCGGGCCCACCGUUGGCUCUUCCACUCAGCUCCUGGUACAGCGAGCUGAGCGCGGCUCUGUCGUCGCUGCGUAAAGUGGCAGACGACCCGGCGGCCGCAGCCGACUGGCUGCUGUCGGUCAGCGCGGCCCUGUCGUCCAACCACAGCCGGCUCGGCUCCCUGGCCCUCAUCGUGACCCACCUCAUCAUCACGGGGCGGGAAGACGUGUGCCAGCUGGCCCUGAAAGCCAGCCAGGCCCUGGCCUCAGCCGACCCCUGCCAGGUGCCCUCCCUCAUUCCUGUUCUAUUGUUCAAACUGGGCAAGGAGAAGAAUCCGGUCCUGGCUCACGCUGUGCUGAGCUGCCUGCCAAACCUCGGGACUCACAAGCUCUGUGUCCCCAUGGUGCUGCAGACUCUCCACAUGCUGGCCAGCGCCCCCAAGCUGAGAGCGGUGGCAAUGCGCCUCAUGACCGAUCUUUGGAGGAAACAGGAUCGAAUCUACCCGGAGCUGCAGCGUCUGCUGGGCCAGCAGGACAGCAGGGUGGUGGUGGGGAGGGACGCCCAGUGGGAGCAGAUCCUGGCUAGAGCCGCCUGCCUUAGGGACAUCUGCAGAGAGAGGCCUUACCAGCAUGGAAGUGACAUGUUGGCCGCCAUCACUCUUACUCUGAACCAGUGCACCAGACCAGACAUGGCAACCCCUGCUGCUCUUGCCCUGCAAGGACUACGGGAGCUGUGCCGGGCUGAGGUAGUGGACAUUGUCUCAACGUGGAGAAGUCUGGGACCCGAGCUGAGCUGUGACUCGCGCCCACUGGUGGUCAAAGUCAUAGCAGAACUUCUGGCUCUGGUUCCCCAGCUCACUGUCAAGUCAGAUGAAUACGAGAAACUGAAGGAGGAGGUGGUCAGCUUCCUCUGGAAUUAUGCUGUCAGCAAGGAUCCAGAGGUGGCCAGCUGUGGCUACAGGGCUUUGGCAGAUUUUCCUGAAGCGGUCCACACAAUAAAUCUUCUUCCUGAGGCAGCCAGACCAGCUCCAAAGGCCCCUGACCAUGAGGAGGAUGAACCAGUGAAGGAGGAGGAGGACGAAGAAGAGAAGGACCUCUCCAUCCCCGGUUCAUCUUAUGUGAAGCUGAUGGCACUCACCCCCGUUCCUGUUCUACCAGCCUUCGAGCUCUUCCUGACCUCUCUGGUAAAGCAGGAGAUGAGCCAGAUGCCACGGGGGGUGUACUUCUCUGCCCUGAGGGGGGGGAACCUGCGUUCAGACCAGGGCAAAACCAUGGCCGGGAUACCGCCCUUCAUGCUGAAAACCUAUGAGAAAAACAAGCAGCCUGGGCUGAAGCCGGGACUAGCAGCUGGACUGCUGCUCUGUUACGAGCUGCCAGUGCAGACGGACCGUGACGGCAGACGGAUCGAUCGUUUCCUCGUCAGCCGCAGCCGGAGCUACCAGCAGACCUUGGCAGCCCUCAUUCAUGAAGUGAACAUUCAGCCGUCCGAGUGGCACCGCGCCCUCCUGCUGCCUCAGGCCUGGAGAGGUUUCAUGAGCCGAGCUUUCCACGGCGUCCUACAGGGUCGCCGUGCUGAUUUGGAGAUGCAGCAGAAACAAGGCAAAGAGGAGCCACAGGAGCUCCAGUACAAACAGCACUGUGCCUGGCUGUGGGCCAGGGAUCAGCUGGCAGACGUCAUCAAAGCUGCUACCAAGGACAGUCCUGUGGUUCAGGGAAACUCCAUCCUGGCCCUGAGCGGCCUGGCGGCUGCCCUGGCUAAGUAUGAGAGCAACCUGCCAGCUGAUGCAGACGGCGACCUCAGGGCUGGACCAGAGUUUGUGCCCACAGCCAGCUGGUUGGCCAUGGUGGUGAACACCCUGCUCAGCAUCAGCAGCAGCAGCUACAAGGCCCGAGGACAAGUCUUCCCAUGGUUCCUACACCGGUCCUACUCCGGUGAGAACACAGCGAGUGCCAUCGCUCGCUCCUGUGCCAGCCUGGCGCUGUCGCUGCUCGUCCCGGUGCUGGUGGUGUGGCAGAGGGACGGUCUGGGACAGGUCCUGUCAGCGCUGCAGGCCGGCCUGCCGGGCUUCCCCACCGCUGACGACUCCCAGGCUGUCCAGUUCCACUCGGGCCUGGCGCUCGGCAUGGUGCUGUCCAGUCUGCACCACCAACGCCUCGGUGAUGUCUCAGUUCAGAAGGACACUGAUCAGCUCCACAGCUCUCUGGAGGCUCUGGAAAGUUGCUCCUUCAACCCAAACCUGGAAUACAACACUGGCUGUGUGUUGGGUCUGGGUCUGGUGCUCGCAGCUCUCUGCCGCAGUGGACUGACGGACCAACAUGUCCACGUCACCCUGACUCUGGACAGGCUGCUGUCCAACCUGCAGGACAGCAGCGGGCAGGGACGCAUGCUGCAGGAGGUCUUGGCGUACUCUGUGGCGUGUGUGGCCGUCUCGGCCUUCAGCGGAGGACUUAUAGAUGCUGAGAAGGCUGAGGAGGUCAUGAACACCCUGCGCACCAUGACUGAGGAGAGCCAGCAGACUCCAGGCUUCUCCCUGGCUCUAGGGUUGGUGGUCCACGGCCUGUCGAUGUCCGGCCACGGUAAAGCAGAGGACAUCCAUCCUCGUCUGCUGGCUGCUUGGAUCAAGAUCUUACUGGCCGAGGGUUGUCCCACCAUGCAGCGACUGGCUGCCGUCAACGGCCUGGUGGCUUUAGUCGGCUCCGAGACGUCCCUCAUUCAGCAAACGAGUGAGUCGGAGCUUUCCUCCCAGAAGCAGAGCCGGCUGAAUGAGGUUAUCCGAGCCAUCACACAGAUCAUAUCAUUCUCAGGAGCCAUUGGUCUGCAGUCCAACAGUGUUUGUUUGCUUGGUCAUUUGCAUCUGGCCCACGUGUCCACCAGUCACAGUCACACAGCAGUCCCACAGGAUUUCACUUACCUCUCAGAGAAAAGCCUCAUCAGAUCCAUCGUUGACUUCCUCACAGAGGCUGGAAAAAAAGGCCCAGAGUUUGCUCCUUCAGCUGUGGUUAAAUCUGCACUGACCCCCCUGGCAUCGGUUGGAGCCAGCUUCCAGUACCCACCCGUCAACUGGAGCGCGGUCCUGUCUCCUCUGAUGAGGCUCAGCUUCGGAGAGGAUGUUCAGCAUCAGUGUGUGCUGCUGGCAGCGAGUCAGGCUCAGUCCUCUCAGAGCGCCGCUCUCUUCCUGGGCCCCUGGCUGGCACCGCCCCUCGUGCACAGUCUCAGUUACCAGACUCGGGCCCACCUGUUUGACAGCCUGGGCUCGUGGAUGAAGCACGUUGCUGAGGACAAGCUCCAGGUCCACAUGGAGGGUCUGGGCCUGCAGCAGUUCCAGGAGGACCUCCGACCCCAGCGUCUGGCCCUGUGCCGUUCCCUGCUGCAGGGCCUCGCUCGGGCCAUGGUGCUCCCAAACCCGCCCAACAACUGCUGGACCAUCCUCUGCUCCACCACGGAGAAGAUCUUCACCCUGCUGCCCAACCAGAUCCAGGAUAAUGAGGUGGAUUUGUACGUGGGAAUCUCCAAAUGUCUGUCUGAGAUGUCUGAUGCCGAGAUCGAGCGAAUCACACGAGUCACAGAGGCUCAGAUGGAGAAGACCUGCUUCGUCCUGGCUUACUUGACCUCCCAGGGCCGAGUUCCCCUCCUGGGGCUCAAUGACGUCAUUGCCGGUGUGCUCCGUGGUUGGCCGAGCCGCAGAGUCGGCUGGCUCCUCCUGCAGACGUUUUACCAGUGCCGCCUGGCCGCCAGCCCCAGUACAGGCGUUUCCAAGCGCAUGGAGUGGCUGCUGGAGCUGAUGGGACACAUCCGAAAUGUGGCCUACGGUGCAACCUGCGUCGCAUGUGGAGACACCAAGCGGGCCACAGACUUCCUGUUCCAGGUCUUUGCUGCUGCUGUAGUUUCCUGGGGUGACCACUCCAUGCCCCUCCUCCUCGGCAUCAGGGCCCAGUGGUUCCCAUGGCAACCCGGCUCCAAGCCCCAAACUCUGCAACACGCUCUGUACGGUGAGGAGUCGCUCACGGACCUUGCCCUGCCGCAGUGCCUGCUGGGUUUGUCCUGCAGCCUGGCUCUGCUGCUGGACAAAGAGCCCUGGAGCAGCCAGACGCACAAGUUCAUAGACUGGCUUUUCAGCAUCACAGAAGCUCCCGAACAGAGUCUGUCAGCCUCAACCGUCAGCACAGCCAAAGCCGGGCUAUUGGCCCUGAAGUCCUCCGCUGAGUUCAAGAAGAAAGCUGUGUGGACCAGAGCAUACGGAUGGUAGCCCAGAGACUGUCACCGUGGCAACGCACACAGAGGU